Messenger RNA from Armigeres subalbatus, 1941 nucleotides. RefSeq lists its product as uncharacterized. The record is from RefSeq and is a predicted model, not a curated record. The transcript has 8 exons. Lineage: Eukaryota; Metazoa; Arthropoda; Insecta; Diptera; Culicidae. Bases 138 to 1883 code for a protein of 581 amino acids.
UAUUCCACGGGGGCUUGUUAAUUGGGGUGCGACCAUUUACUAGCUUGGGGUGCAGUCGUGCUCCAAUUAGCAAAAGAUCACUGUAUUACUGAUUGUUAUCCGUAUGUAAUUGUGCAUAUAUCUACGGAAUUACAGCAAUGCAGCAGAGCAACAGCAGCAAAAUUGGGUCGUCCGGUCAGCUUCCGGUCAAAUCAACGGCCACCACUAGCACGAUUCCGUUUCCGGAAAAACCCUGUUCAGGUACCGGGCAGACAGAUUGCCACGGUCAGAAUCGUCAGAAUAGGUGCCGGGCCGGGAUACCUAACAGUCGUGGUGUUGGUGAUGAACGGUGCAUGACCACGGAUAAAGACACCGAGAACUGCAUGUAUAAUUACGAAUUUUUGAACGCAGAACAUGAAGAAGAAAACAUGGAGCCAAAGCGAAAAAAGGGAAAAACGACGAAACCAAUAGUGGUUGACUCUGCUACUUUAAACAAAAUGCGGCUUACGUAUGAGAGCAUCAGACAAAAAAAUGAUUCAGAAUUGCAGCCAAGCAAAAUCCCACUGAGCGUUUCCGUUAAGCUGAAACCUUCCUGCGUCGCAUAUGAUUGCCGUGUGAAGGCAGAACAAAUGACCACCAGCUCUUCACUUGACCAAACAUUACAAACCACAGCAAACACCUCGACCACCUCCGGCAUAUACAAACCCAUGGCUGGUAUUUCGGCUAGAGUGGAUAAUUGCGUCGAACAAUUUUUAAGGACGAAUACUUCGACUGCCGAACAUGUGGCCAGUUUUACGGAACUGCAGCCGAGCAAAAUCCCACUGAGCGCUUCCGUAAAGCUGAAACCUUCCUGCGUCGCAUCGGAUUCCCGUGUGAAGACAGAACAAAUGACCACCAGCUCUUCACUUGACCAAACACUACAAACCACAACAAACACCUCGAUCGCCGCCGGAAUAUACGAACCUUUGGCUGGUUUUUCGGCUAGAGUGGAUAAUUGCGUAGAACAACUUUUAAGGACGAAUACUUCGACUGCCCAACCUGUGUCCAAGCUACAUCCAAGCAAAAUUCCUCUGGGUGUUUCCGUAAAACUGAAACCUUACUCUGCUACAUCUAAUCGUCGCGUGGAGACAGAAAAAUCAAACGCCAGAUCUUCAGUUGAUAAAGCAAAAUCACUUGUAAAAACGACAAAUAACUCGAUCACCGCCAGCUUAUACGAACUCAAAGCCGGGGUUUUGGAUGAUAUUGGUGAUCGCGAAGAAAAAUGUUUAUGGACGGAUAGUUCGACCAGCGAACCUGAGGCCAGUUUUUCGGGUCAACAAAAAUCUUGCACAGUUUCCAGUUUUGAUUUCAUGGAGAAAUUGAACAAUAUCACAACACAUUUGCAGACCAUGGAGGUAAACAUUGGUAGGAAACUAGAUGCGGUAAACUCGAACGGCCAAACAAUAAAGAGAAUAUUAGGAACGCUUAACGAGGAAAUAAAAGGUAUUAAGAAAAACCUCCCGAAUGACGUCGACCCAGUUAAGAUAUGUUUUCCAAUUACAAAUGAUGAUACAUUAAUGGAACUUGAUGUCGGUUUAAGAGAAGAAAAUCGCGAAAAGGAACUGAGGCAGCUGUUCUUGCGUCAAGGGCGGCAGAGUAUGUACGAUUUUAUGAGGGCGAAUGUUGACAAUAUUUUUCGUAACACGAGCCGUUACACAUAUAGCGGCAAAGCGGCAGUCAACAGCCGCCAUCAUGACGAUGUAAAAAAUGCGAGUAACCUUAACAUAGUUCGCAUUUUACUGGACGUAGCUAUGGAGCUGUUCAAAGAAUCGAGGGACAGCUGUAUUCAAACGUUCAAGAAAGCGUUGCAGAAUUUUAACGCUGCUAGGCACAUGCAGGAAGUGCGCCACAAGCCGAACGAAUGAAUGGAAAUCAUCUCGAACCAUCGAUCACACGUUUCAAACAGAGAAAUAAAAAUAACAA